Messenger RNA from Hydractinia symbiolongicarpus, 456 nucleotides. RefSeq lists its product as uncharacterized. The record is from RefSeq and is a predicted model, not a curated record. The transcript has 2 exons. Bases 1 to 456 code for a protein of 151 amino acids. NCBI's taxonomy places the organism in Eukaryota, Metazoa, Cnidaria, Hydrozoa, Anthoathecata, Hydractiniidae.
AUGUUUCUUAUAAUAAGAAAGAUUAAUAUUUACUCAUACAACUCCAUAGCAAAAUAUAAAUCAAACAAGGGAGAAUGCUCUUGGUAUCACGGAUCUCGAACAUCAGGAUCUGUACAUAUCGAUAGAGUCGCAGUUGGACAACCUUAUGAUCAAAGGACUGCAAGGGAAUUGGGAUUUGCAAAAAGAUUAAGAUCAACAUGCAAAGACUGUGGAGGUGGGGGCAGAUGCAGUGAACAUGGUAGGAUAAGAUCAACAUGCCAAGACUGUGGCGGUGGAAGCAUAUGUAUCGAAAAUGGUAGACGAAGGUCAAUAUGUAAGGAAUGUGGGGGUGGAAGCAUCUGCCAUCAUGAAAAACAAAGGCGAUAUUGUUGCAAAAAUUGUUUUGCAACAAAGCUAGCUCACCAUGUAAAAUGUCUAAAAAGGUUAAAGAUAUUUGAGUACCUCUAUAGAAAUUAA